Messenger RNA from Aphis gossypii (cotton aphid), 815 nucleotides. It is a transcript of the gene BORCS6, whose product is annotated as BLOC-1-related complex subunit 6. Lineage: Eukaryota; Metazoa; Arthropoda; Insecta; Hemiptera; Aphididae. The record is from RefSeq and is a predicted model, not a curated record. The transcript has 2 exons. Gene Ontology annotation, biological process: lysosome localization. Gene Ontology annotation, cellular component: BORC complex. Bases 335 to 778 code for a protein of 147 amino acids.
UAUGUAUAUACCUAGUCGUAGCCGUUGUACCUGCUAUUCUACAUCGUUAAUAUUAUUAUUAUUGAUAAAUAAUUAAUAAUUAACAUUUAAUUAUACAAGUUUAAUGAUUGGUGGUCAUCCGUCUUAACUCUCGAGUUUUCACGUUUUGCGUUCAGCCCAUGACCGGUACCGGAAUUUGAACGUUAUACCUUAUACGUUUCGUGUUAUUCGUCGUAGUUUUCAGCCAAGAGGAGACGUCACGUGCGCAUAAGACCGGUCUCUCCAGCCUCACUCGACAUUCGACAUGCACAAUCCUCUACUGAUUAAACAUUGAAACGUGAAACAAUCUAAUAAAAUGGAUUUUUUAAACAAUCUUGAAGGAAUAGUUACUAAGAACGGGGACAUGGUAACAUUUAUAGCAGAAGAUUUGGAAAGCAAACUUAAACAGACCAGCCCAACAGUGCCUAACAGACCUUUAGGAAGAUUUGUUUUAGAUGCCAAUUUACUAAAUGAUCUAGAGUUUGAAGCUAGAAACAUUGCAGCAUCUGUAGAUACAUUAUCUGAAUCUCUCUCAGGAGUUUUACAUAGUAUGUCUGCAUUAACUGUUGACUGUUUGGAAAUAUACAGGGAUGUGGUUUGUAAAACAUGCGAUUCAAUUGAUGCCAAUAUUAAAUCUAUGUAUCAAUUAAUGGCUAAAUGUGAAGAAGUCUCAAGAGAAAUGGAACCUAUAUAUAAAUUGGCUCAACAAGUUAAAGAUAUAAAACAUAUUUUAGAUUUAUUUGAGAAUGCAGUAAAUUAAUUUCAUUUAUAAAAUGAGUCAUUAAAUUUCUUCUAAC